CUGAAAGAUACUUGGGGUUCAAGUAAUCUUAUUACUGGAAUGGGUUGUGCGAGUAGCAGAGUAGUGUCCUCAGUCUCACGAGUAGAAUCUGAGGUGAUUACUGAGAAAUCGAACAACAGUCUGAUUGUGGACAGUGGAACUGAAGCGGUUCUUGUUGGUGGGGAUAAGGCUCAGAGACCUCCGAGUUUGCUUUAUAAUAUUCUACCGAAGCAAUGGCGUGGUGAGCAGGUGGCGGCCGGGUGGCCACACUGGCUUGUGGAGGCAUGCGGGGAGGCACUCAAUGGGUGGAUUCCGCGGAGCGCAGACACGUUCGAAAAAAUUGAGAAGAUCGGUGGCGGAACUUAUGGUAAUGUGUACAAAGCUAGAGAUACGGUCACGGGAAAAAUUGUUGCCCUAAAGAAAGUUAGGUUUGAUGUUAAGCAGCCCGGGAGCCUUAAAUAUAUGGCUAGGGAAAUUGUAAUUUUGCGGCAACUGGAUCAUCCCAAUGUGAUCAAGCUGGAAGGUCUGAUCAUGUCGAGGUUGUCGGCAUGUAGUUUGUACUUGGUGUUUGAGUACAUGGAGCAUGAUCUAGCCGGACUUGCCGCAAUGCCGGAAAUUAAAUUUACUGAAGCUCAGAUAAAAUGUUACAUGCACCAACUACUAUCUGCGCUCGAGCACUGCCACAGGCGCGGCGUGCUUCACCGUGACAUUAAAGGAGCAAAUAUUUUGGUAGACAACAGAGGAGUACUUAAAAUUGCUGAUUUCGGAAUGGCUACAUUUUUUGAUCGGUGGUCAAAACAGCGUCGUCCCAUGACGAAUAUGGUGGUCACGCUGUGGUAUCGACCUCCCGAGCUGCUUCUAGGGGCUACAAAUUACGGGGAGGGGGUGGACCUUUGGAGUGCGGGUUGCAUCUUAGCGGAGUUAUUAGCUAGGAAACCUAUCCUGCCUGGCAAGACAGAGUUGAAUCAACUACAUAAGAUAUACAAAUUAUGUGGUACACCUUCAGAUGAAUACCGGAAAUCAGCAAAGUUGCAGUAUGUGAAUCGAUAUUAUAGAUGGCCGGUGCCUUGCGAAAGACGCAUAAGAACGGAGUUCAAAGAUUUUCCGGCGUCAUCGUUGCCUCUUAUUGAAACUCUUCUCGCAUUCGAUCCAGAGGAAAGGCAGACCGCCACGGCUGCAUUGAGCAGUGAGUUUUUCAUGACAGCGCCUUUUGCUUGUGAGCCUCGUGGCCUCCCACAGUAUCCCCCAGCCAAACAAAUCGAUGCUGAACGCCGGUACCACGAGGCUGCUCAACUUAGACCUAACGGUAGAGUUGAGCUGGGCGAUGCUGCUGCAAAGAAAACUUGCACAUUUCGACGUACUCCAGCUAGUGCUAGUAUGCCGGAUCUAGAUCAAAUGGUGAAAAAUUUGAUUCCGGAUUGA
Molecule: messenger RNA, 1401 nt
Organism: Malus domestica (apple)
Lineage: Eukaryota; Viridiplantae; Streptophyta; Magnoliopsida; Rosales; Rosaceae
Product: probable serine/threonine-protein kinase At1g54610
Biological process (GO): protein phosphorylation; positive regulation of transcription elongation by RNA polymerase II
Cellular component (GO): nucleus; cyclin-dependent protein kinase holoenzyme complex
Molecular function (GO): ATP binding; RNA polymerase II CTD heptapeptide repeat kinase activity
Source: RefSeq, a predicted model, not a curated record